Molecule: messenger RNA, 3707 nt
Organism: Linum trigynum
Lineage: Eukaryota; Viridiplantae; Streptophyta; Magnoliopsida; Malpighiales; Linaceae
Source: the annotation of a GenBank genome assembly
AAGAUAUAUUAAGUUUAGAUACCAACCUAUAAUUUGCAAAUGGUUAUGGUACAAACCCAAAUCCAUAAAUCAAAAACCCAACCCAACCCAACUAAAUGGGGUAAAAUAUAUCGGGUACCACUAAAGUAUGAGAAUUGAGAGAGUCAUACAACUUAAGUUAGAAUAGGGCGUCGUGUACCACUGACGCCAAUAAAUUGUAAAUCCGUUAAAAUUUCCGUCCAUCUACCGUGAAGAUGGAAUAACAUAUUAUUUUUUGGACAAAAAAUUAAAAAUAAUACAAAAGAAAAAGGAAAAGGAAAAAAAUCCAAAAAUUAAACCGACCACCAAACACCAUUCCUCCCAGCCGCCGACGUAACUUAGGGCGGAGGUUUGGCAUUAAGAAUUUGAAUAGCACAAUCAUUCAAAACCUCAGCAGCAUCAAUGCCAUCGCCGCAGUCUUUAAUCAACCAACUCGCUUCAUCUUCUCCCCGACAAGAUGCUAACCCUGCCCCGCUCCAAUCUCCGAUGGGGCCGAAGAAACCAUUCCUUCACCGGCAUUGUUGAGCGAACCGUCGAUCAUCCCGACAGAUUCCGACUCCAGCGGUACUAAGUGCAGGCGAGACGAAGAAAAUCCAGAACCCGACACGAAACCCGACCCUUCGGUCCAACCCUGGUACAAAACUCGACGCGCCGUGCAUUUGGCUAGGAGGUGGAUCGUGAAGACGUUGCAGGGGCAGCACCCACCAGACGGCGAGGAUGGUUUGGAGACGGAGUGAACGAGGACAUAAUUAUUUAUUUAUUUUUUUAAUUUCACACUAUUUUUAAUUUUUGGACAAAAAAUAAUAUUUUAUUCCCUCUUAACGACAGAUGGACGAAAAUUUUAACGAAUGUACAAUUCAUUGACGUUAGUGGUGCCCGACGCUCUAUUCUAAAUUAAGUGGCAUGACUCCCCCAAUUCUCAUUAGUGGUAUUCGAGGUAUUUUACCCCAAUUAAAAUAGGUAUGGCCGUAUGGGUACAAACCAUGGACCAGAAAACCGGAUCGUACCGUCCGAUUCAACCGGUUUAACCGGGAAUUGGACAAAAAACGAAACGGUAGGCUGUUAUGAGCCUUUUUACCGUAUCGGCCGGGUUUUCCGGGUUAACCGGCACAAAGCGAGAAACCGCCCGAUUUUUAUCUAACCGGCGGUAGCCUAUAUCCAGUAAAAAACGUUGUCGUUUACAUAACGAAAAAAAAAAGAAAGCCUGCAUCCAAUCAACAAACGCCCAAAAACAAAACCCUAAUCUCUAAUCAUAUGAGUCUCGCCCAGCCCCAGCCGCUCCUCUUCUCUUCUCCAGUCUCGCCCAGCCCCGCCGCUACUCUUCUCUUCUCCUGUGGCUAGUGGUAACUGACGAUCCGCGACCGAAGAGAUCAAGGAGGCGACUGGCGAAAGAUCUAGCUGAUCCAUGCAACGCUCCGUCGCUCCUCUUCUCUUCUUCUCUGGCGAUUGGAGAGAUCAGCGAGGCAACUGGCGAAGAGACGAGAGUUUUCGAUUAGGGAGUGCCAUUGAUUUGGAUUUGAACGCGGGGGGUGGCGGUGGUCGGUGAGAUUGGGUUUGGAUCUGAUCGUCGGCGGCGUCGGAUUCCAAACCACAUCGACGUCGGUCCAUUUCGUCUCCCCCAAUGCUUCAACAUGCUCUACGUGCUCCACUACCUCGGGAUGAAGCCGUGGCUGUGCUUCAGGGAUUACGACUGCAAUUGGAACUCGGAGAUCUUCCUUUUCACCUCUUCGUCGUCGCCGAUCCAGAAGUGCUUCAGGAAGUUGAGCCGGCGAGGGAUUCGGUGCCACCAGGUGAAGAUCUCGUUCAGGUAGCCUUGGUCGCCGCCGUUGUAAGAUUGGAUCUCGUUGUUGUAGGAUUGGGUUUGCGAUGAAGUUUGGUGAGGAGAUGUGUGGGUGAGACCGUGAGAGAGAGAGAGAGAGAGAGAGGGGCAGAAUGGAAGAUGGGGAAGGGAAAAGGUGCACGCGUGCACGGGGAGGAUAACCCAGGCACUUAAAAUGAUGGGAUUUUUUUUAUAAAAAGUUUUUUUUUGUUUUUAUUAAUUUAGUUGUAUUUAUUGUCCGGUAUAUUUCGAUACAUCCGAUACUACUCCGAGACGGUACCCUAAUUUUGCCGGCACGGUUUUUUGACAAAAAAUAUAUUUUAUUAUUACAAAAACGGUAUUUACCAGUACGAAAUGGUUGAACCACGGUCGUACCACAAAAUACCCUACCAAAAAGGAAUCCGAUAUGAUGUCCGGUACGGUUUCCUUUACCAUGGUACAAACCCAUCAAACUUUACCCAUUUACCAUCUAUUUGGAUUUCAUACACAACCCAAUUUGUUGAAUACUAAAAUACCCAUGAGUGUGUGUAAAAUUGUCAUCGCUAAUCUCAUGCAUGUUCUCAUCGAUUAGGAAUUUCCUCUGGAGUAAGGGUUGAUUCCCGGUGAAUUUCCUCCUUUUCCCAUCUUGUCAAAUUGGAAAGUAAUAAAUCCAACUUUCAUUUUUUCCUCCUUUGUAGUUUCUCUCUCUCCAAGAGCGUUUCGCAUUGUUAGUCGUUACCACCCGAAUUUUCUACAUCUUGUACAACGAUGAAGAUUUAUGUCAAAUCUGGUGGUGAAGUUUAAGAAAUGAAAGACGUUUGAAGCAGGUUGAGCGGCAUAUGGGAUGAUUUUCCUUGACUUUGUCCGUGUCAACAGUGUUUUGGUAGAAGAAAUUAUUUCUAGGAACUGCGGUUUAUUGGUUUUUACAUAGGUGCGUAACUCAACCUUCAGUGGCGUUUUUGCAAUAUCCUCCCGACCUGUGCUCUGAAAAGAUCAUGCAUGGGCUACCAGGACAGUGGGAAGAGCCUGGGGAGAAAGAUGUUACGAGAAUCAAGUCAUCAUAACUAUUGGGCCGCGAUUUGGGCUUGGUAAUUUUAUUAUUUAGUAUUUUACUAUUAAUUGUCUUUAUUUGUAUUUUCCUUGUUUAUGUGUGAUUUGGUUAUUGUCAGAAACUGUACAAGAGGCAAUACGACUUGCCAAUGUGAAGAACGAGGAGCUAGCAAACAUCGAGGAAUGCAGAGGAGUCAACCGCGUGCACCCUUGGAGGCCGCAACCGAGCCACCACCACCUCCACCGCAAAUCGCACCGCCGCGCAACCCAAAUGCUAGGAGGAUGUCGCCAGAGGAGGUAGCACGUCGUCGGGCGCAAGGACUCUGCUUCCAUUGCGACGAAUGUUUUACGAUUGUGCCAACAAGAAUGCUCAUGAUAGGCGCGUGUACCGACGAGGAGGAAGGUCAAUUCAUCCAUGAAGAUGACCAACCUUGAGGGCAAGGUUGCUGCGAAGGGUGGAGGAAUGUUACGAGAAUCAAGCCAUCGUAACUAUUGGGCCUCGAUCUGGCUUGGUUAUUUUAUUAUUUAGUAUUUUACUAUUAAUUGUCUUUAUUUGUGUUUUCCUUGUUUAAGUGGGAUUUGGUUAUUGUUAGUAAUUUCAUUAGAGGAGUAGGAAUCAUGUUCUAUAUAUGAUAAGGUAGAGGCUUCUAUGCCUAUAAAUAUGUACUUGGCCUUUCGUUUUAUGUCAUGUUGAAGAUCGGAACCCAAUAGUAGUUGUAUUUAUCUUCGUUCCUCUGAAUAUUCUCUUCGUUCUAAAUCUCUUUCUUACGGAUAUCUUUCAACAUCGACGACACACGUUACGUGAAGGUUCUCACCGGAGAAAUACACGUAACAAAAGAGC